AUGGAAUCUACGCCGAAACUCAAAAUUCUUUGCUUACACGGUUAUCAACAAAAUGCUACUGUUUUUCGAAGUAAAUCAGGCAGUUUCCGGCGUCCUAUGAAGAAAUACGCUGAUUUCGUUUUCAUGAAUGCCCCGCAUGAAGUUGAAUGGGAACAUGCUUCAGAAACUGAAAGUGAUGCAGCAUGUGUAGCACCAGCAGAUUGUCGAGGAUGGUGGUAUGUCUCGCAACGUUUUCAUACUAGGAAAGUGAAAGAUCAUGAAGGCUUCGAAGAGUCUGUGCAAGCAGUUGUCGACUUUGCACGAAAAGAAGGACCCUUUGAUGGACUACUCGGUUUUAGUCAAGGUGCUACCUUGGCUUUCUUACUUUCUGCUCUGAAGCGAAAAGAAGAUGUGAAUAUCGAUUUUAGAUUUCUUAUUCUGAUAUCCGGAUUUCCGAGUAGAAAUCUGGAACACCAGAAAUUGAACGAAAUGGCUCAGUCAAAUCUUCCCUGUCUUCAUGUAUACGGUGAAGCCGACAAGGUUGUUUCUCAUGAACUAAGUGCAAAACUCGUGGAACUUUUCGACAAAGAUAUGAUUGUUGUGGUCGAGCAUCCAGGUGGUCAUAUGAUGCCUAACAUGUCCAAAUAUAAGGGGAUGAUUGAUAAAUUCUUCAAAAUAGUUAAAAGUGUUCCCAGCACUUCGAAAUAA
Messenger RNA from Cercopithifilaria johnstoni, 687 nucleotides. The record is from the annotation of a GenBank genome assembly. Lineage: Eukaryota; Metazoa; Nematoda; Chromadorea; Rhabditida; Onchocercidae.